UUCCUUCUCUCUCUCUCUCAUUUUGGUGUCGUGUCUGGUCGUCUUCAUCUUCGUUUCGUUUUCGUUUUCCCUCCCAGCAGUAAUUGAUCGCUUCUCCGUUCUCGGUCCUUUCCUGAUCGGUGAGAAUCCUUUUCCCUUGUUCAAUCUUUCCUACUUAUUCUUUUGAUUUUGCUCAUAGAAAAUCCACAUUUUCCAACAAACGACACUUUUUAUGUUAGACAUUUUCUUCGAUUAAUCGGUCAGGUUGGUUGUUAUUGUUUUCAAAGUCUUCAUCUUUGAAAUCGGUCCGGGAAGCAACCACAACCCUUUGCUUCUGUGAAGGUUUGGGGGGAUUUGUUUCGGGGAGAUGAUUUCUCAAGCCUUUGCACCAUAGUUUUUUGAUGAUUUGGUGAUCCUUUUAACAGGUUUGAUUGGGUUUUACCUUUUAAAUGUUAGUGUCAGCCAUGGUAUUGUAGGAUUGGGAUUCGGGUUUUCGUUGUUUCUUUUAUUUCAUUUUCCCCCUUUCUUCCCUCUUCCUCUGUACAGUCUUCCUUCCCCUCGUAGGUUCUGGGAUCAUUAGUCAGAGAUCCUCUCUUCCAACUCAGUGGUCUCGGAUAGAAUCAUGAGAAGCUGUUAGACGUGUUUGGGGCUUCAGAGCUGCAAUUCUGAUUUUUAAAUCAGGGGCACGAGACCGUAUUCUUUUUCGAGGGAAGAAAAAAUGUCGACAGCUCGUGUUGCUCUUAGUCCCGUUCGCGAGGAGUCUGUACCUGGCUAUUUCCAUAGCCGAUUGGGCAUUAGUUCUAGUGAAUCCAUCUUGAUUUACCUAACUGUUGCCGGUUCUGUGAUUCCAAUGCGUGUGCUGGAAUCCGAUUCCAUCGCUUCAGUGAAGCUGAGGAUUCAAACCUGUAAAGGGUUCGUCGUGAAGAAGCAGAAGUUGGUGUACGGAGGCAGGGAACUAGCUCGAAACGGUUCUCUCGUCCGGGACUAUGGUGUCACUGAUGGCAAUGUUCUCCAUUUGGUUCUCCGGCUUUCUGAUCUUCGGGUAAUCACUGUUAAUACAGCCUGUGGGAAGAACUUGGAGUUCCACGUUGAACGUUGUAGAAAUGUAGCAUACGUCAAACAGCAGAUCGCCAAAAAGGGGAAAGAUUUUCUCGACCUCAAAGACCAGGAGUUGAUCUGUGAUGGAGAGGAACUCGACGAUCGGAAGCUCAUUGAUGAUAUAUGUAAAAGUAGUGAUGCUGUGGUUCACUUACUGGUUCGGAAGUCUGCAAAAGUUAGGGUCAAGCCCGUCGAGAAAGAGUUUGAACUGUCGAUUGUGGCAUCUAAUUCGAAUGAGAGGACAGAUUACGAUGGAGAAAACCAGAAGAGCGAUGGAUUAAAGGAUAUCCGUGUAUUUACAAAGAAGUCGACCGAGAGAAAUUUCUGUCUGGAACCAGUCAUUGUUCAUCCGAAGAUCAAAUUAUCCUCGGUGAUUAGUGAUUUGAUUAGCUCCACCUUCGAUGGAUUAGAGAGUGGAAACCAACCAAUCAGAUCCUCUGAAGGUUCCGGUGGAGCUUAUUUCAUGCAAGAUUCUUCAGGUCACAAGUUUGUUGCUGUUUUCAAGCCAAUUGACGAGGAACCAAUGGCAGUGAAUAAUCCUCGGGGGUUACCAAUAUCUUCUGAUGGAGAAGGGUUGAAAAGGGGGACGAGAGUAGGAGAAGGAGCGUUGAGAGAAGUUGCUGCAUACAUUUUGGAUCACCCAAGGAGUGGGCCACGGUCCCUUUCAAGUGAAGAGAAGGGUUUUGCUGGGGUUCCUCCAACGGUUAUGGUGAGGUGCUUGCAUGGAGGGUUUAACCAUCCAGAUGGAUACCAGUUUGCUUCUAAGAAUGUCAAGAUUGGAUCCCUACAGAUGUUCGCGAAGAACAUCGGGAGUUGCGAGGACAUGGGUCCUGGAGCUUUCCCUGUGGAGGAGGUCCAUAAGAUCUCUGUGUUGGAUAUAAGGUUGGCGAAUGCAGAUCGACAUGCUGGAAAUAUUCUGGUGGGCAAAGAAGAGGAUCGUACUGUGUUGAUUCCAAUUGAUCAUGGGUACUGCUUGCCUGAGAAUUUUGAAGAUUGCACAUUUGAAUGGCUGUACUGGCCGCAAGCUAAGGAGCCUUAUACCACUGAGACCGUUGAGUACAUUAGAUCACUGGAUGCUGAAAGAGAUAUUUCUCUUCUGAAGUUCUGUGGUUGGAACAUAUCACGUGAAUGUGCCCGCACCCUCCACAUAUCUACCAUGCUUCUGAAGAAGGGGGCUGACAGAGGGCUCACUCCCUUUGCAAUUGGAAGCAUCAUGUGCAGAGAGACUUUGAAGAAAGAGUCUGUGGUUGAGAAGAUUGUCCAUGAAGCCAUGGAUGCUGUGCUACCGGGAACGAGUGAAGCUUCAUUCCUCAAAUAUGUCUCUCAGAUCAUGGAUCGCCACCUCGACGAGAUCACCAUGUAAUAAUAGGCAUGGAUUAUGUAGGUAUAUGUGUAUAUGUGCAUAUGUUAUAGUACAUAUGUAUGAAUGGAUGGAUGAUGGGUCCAUCUUUGAAAGGAUUGCAGGGGAUGUAUGUUUUGUGUGGCUAGGCUGCUGGAAUUUGGAACCCCACCGUCCACCAUAUUUUGUUCAUACAUCUGAGCUUAGGGCAAAAACUGCCACAAGAGGUGAGAGUAACCUCUUCUAUUACUAGUGUUUGGAUAUCUCCCCCUACCUCGCUCAGUUUGAAGUGCAGUGUCCUCCAGGUACAAAGUGUGCAGACUCUGGUAUGUUGCAGGAGCUGAUGGCCAAUAUGAACAUCCUCUCUGCGCUUGACUUCGCUUAUUGAUUUUGAUGUUUUUGAUGAGUGGGCAACUCAUUGAGGUUGUUGUAGUUUUAGAAGUUCAAUUAGGCUUCCUACCUUCUGUCCUUAUUACUCUAUUAAAGGAUGCUUUUAUUACUAAUUUCAGAAAGCUCGCCUUAGAAAUUGGAUAAUAUGUCAUGACCUUUAGACUACUAAUGAAGUAAGUAUAUUAUCUA
Macadamia integrifolia is the source of this 2995-nucleotide messenger RNA. RefSeq names its product phosphatidylinositol 4-kinase gamma 4-like. Gene Ontology annotation, molecular function: protein binding. The record is from RefSeq and is a predicted model, not a curated record. The coding region runs from base 698 to 2440 and encodes 580 amino acids. NCBI's taxonomy places the organism in Eukaryota, Viridiplantae, Streptophyta, Magnoliopsida, Proteales, Proteaceae. The transcript has 2 exons.